AUGAGGAUGCUGAAAUCGAAUUUCGGGCGCACGGAAUGGGUCGUGGCCAAUCGAUUGGAAGCACUGAGGAACCUCGAAGUCGUAAGAGAAGGCAACAUCGAGUCGUUUAGGACUUUCUACAAUGCUGUAGUCGGUACUAUGGUCGCAAUGCAGAACGCAAAGGCAGAUAAUUAUCUUCUCAAUCCCGAACUCAUAUCACACCUGGCUGAAAAGUUGCCUGGAUUCAGCAAACAGAUGUGGGUUCGACACAAGGCAGCAUUGAUGAAGCAAGACAUCGUAGUGGACUUCAACACUUUUGCUCGUUGGUUGGAGGAUGAGAUGGACAACCAGUUGGCAAGCCUCAAUCCUGCGUUCGGCAUCAAGAAACCGAGUUUCUCCACAAAGCCAAAGCCGGUUGUAUUCAACGUCAACAGUCGUGAUGAUGCAGCAGCAGCAGCAAAGCAGUGUCCACUAUGCCUGGAGAGUUCGCAUUUUAGUCUGGACAAGUGCGAGAAGUUCCAUGCACUGUCUAUAGCUCAGCGUCGGACCGCCGCAAAAUCGUGUAAGGUGUGUUAUAUCUGCUUGAAUUCUGACCACGCCAGGAAGAGCUGUAAAUCCAAGAAAACGUGUUCCAUCUGCGGUAAAAAUCAUCACGACCUGGUUCAUACCGAUGCUGUGCCACGAAACAUCACGCCUGGCACUCCGAACGUGUGCAAUGUGAAUGGUAGGAACGUGAACACGCUGCUACGUGUAGGAAAAGUGAAGAUCAUGGGUCCGAAUGGCGUCGAGGAAGUGUUUGCUUUGUUUGAUGAAGGCUCUUCAUUGUCGAUGGUUGAUGCCAACGUUGCUGCGCGGAUUGGUCUGCAGGGACCGACAUCUCCUGUGACUUACCGAUGGACGAACAAUGCUGGUUUGAUUGUACCACUAAAAACAGUGCAAUACUCGCUGUACGGUCUGCAGUUGACUCGUUGCCAUCUAGGUUGGACCGUUCACGGUUCGAUUGAACCGAGCGAUGCAGCACCGGACUACUGUCAUGCGUUACUGUGUUCUGAGGAUGACGACGUUGAGCUGACGGAUCUGGUGAAGCAGGUCUAUAAGGUGGAAGAUUUUGGGAUAACCGGACAGUCUCCAAAGAUGUCCGACGAGGACCAACGUGCAAUCGAUAUCAUGAACCGUACCAUCACACGGCGUGGAGAACGCUUCGAAGUCGGCCAACUCUACAAGUAUAACAAUUUCUCGUUUCCGGAUAGCAAACCCCAUGCGUUGCGGCGGCUGCAGAUUAUCGAGAGGAAGAUGGACUCCAAUCCCGAAUUCGCAGAGAAGUAUUGCAGCAAGAUCGAAGAUUACGUGAACAAGGGGUAUGCUCGGCUGCUGGAACCUGGAGAGCUGGAUGAAACGCCAAAUACGUGGUACUUGCCACACUUCAGCGUCGAGUCUGGCGAAAAAUUCCGCCUGGUUAUGGACGCCAAGGCUAAAUCGCACGGUUUCUCCCUCAAUGACUUGCUACUGAAAGGCCCUGACUUCGUUCCUGCUUUAAUUGCCAUACUGAUGCGUGCGAGGAAGAAGAAAAUUGCUUUCGUGGCGGACAUAAAGGAGAUGUUCCACCAAGUUCUCAUCCGUAGAGUGGACCAGGACUCGCAGCGCUUCCUUUUUCGUGGGAUGGAUCGCUCGUCACCCCCUAACGUGUACAUCAUGAUGGUCAUGAUAUUCGGAGCAGUGUCUUCUCCCUCCGUGGCUCAAUUCAUCAAGAAUUUCAAUGCGAAGGAGUUGGAAGAGGAGUAUCCAGGUGUGGAGCGAGCCGUAGUAGAUCAGCACUAUGUUGAUGAUUAUUUUGAUUGUGCUGACACCGAGGAAGAGGCGAUCCAACUGGUACGACGUGUGGUCAAGAGUCACGAACAUGGUGGUUUCCGGUUGGUCAAAUUUGCAUCGAACAGUGAAGCCCUGUUGGACUCCCUGGACCCCACCUUGAUUGCCGAUCGAACGGAAAACGAAACACGUGUGCUUGGUAUUAGAUGGGAUCUCCGCUCCGACGAACUUGUAUUUUCUCUGGAUUUUCCGAAGCUGGUUGAGGAGUUUCGAACCGGCGAAAGUGUACCUACAAAACGACAGUUUUUGAAGUUCAUGAUGGGCAUUUUUGAUCCGUUGGGCUUGCUUAGUCCCAUCACCAUCCAGCUGAAAAUUAUUUUUCAAGAACUGUGGCGGUUGCAGUCCGGCUGGGAUGACGAGAUUCCAGAUGGUUUGGUUCCAAGAUGGAGGGAAUGGUUGGAGCAAACUGCGAAGCUUAACGAGGUUCGACUGCCAAGGUACUAUUUCCCAGAGAUUCCGUCGUUCUCUAAUGCUGAGCUGCAUGCCUUUUGUGACGCUAGUGAUAAGGCCUUCGCUUGCGUCGUUUAUAUGGUUCAUCGUCAUGAAGACAGGUCGUAUGUCGCCUUAGUCUACGCCAAGGCUAGGGUAGCUCCUCUGAAGAAUUCGACAGUGCCACGUUUGGAGCUCCAGGGCUGCGUUCUUGCGAGUCAAAUGAUGAAAACGCUCCAAGAAGAAAUGAAGAUAGAGGUCACUAAGGUGUACUUCUGGACCGACUCCAAGAUUUGCCUAAGUUGGUUGAAGACGAGUCAGAAGCUGACUGCAUACAUCGGGUCUCGUAUUAUGAAGAUCAAGGAGAACGGUCACAGCGUUGAUUUGUGGCAUUGGGUACCAUCGCAGUUGAACAUUGCUGAUCUGGCAACAAAGUCAAGCAAAUUCGGCAGUAUGCAAGAAUGGCUCAAGGGUCCGGAUUUCCAUGCCACAUCCUGCCCGAUCGACGCGCCGGUAGAACUGUCGCCUGCUGAGUUUGUGAAUUUCCACGCCGAGCUGAUCGUCGAUACUUCCGUUGAUUCGUUGUGCUGCACUGAAUCUGAAGAUUGCUUAAUGGACCUUCCCGAGAUCGAGCGAUUCUCCGACUUCAACCGCCUAAUCAGGACGACAGCAUAUUACCUGAAGAUGAGAAAAAUAUUAGUAUUGCCGAAAAAUGAAAAACCAAAACGUUUGAAUAUCACUGUUCAUGACAUGAACGAAGCAAGGAAUGCAUGGUACAGGAAGAUACAAUCGGAUGUUUUUGGCGAAGAGUUGCGGAGUCUGAAGCAGACCGGUUUUGUGAAGAGCAGCAGUCGCUUGAAAAGUUAUUCGCCAUUCAUCCAUAAUGGAAUCGUCCGCAUGCGCGGACGUGUGCAAGACUGCAGCAAACCAUUUGAUGUUAACAACCCGAUAAUUCUCCCCGAUAAUCAUCCCUUCUCGAACCUACUGAUUCGUAUGUACCACGUCGCCAACGCUCAUCAGGGUUUGGAAACGGUGAUAAACAAUAUCAAAGAACGUCAUCGUAUUCUGAAGAUCCGCUCACAGGUGAAGAAAUUAACGAUGUCCUGCAUCAAGUGUCGAGAGCUUCGGGCCAAACCAACCGUCCCACAAAUGGGAAAUCUUCCCCCGGAGCGAACAACCCCGUUUGUGUUUCCAUUUUCAAACACCGGAAUAGACUAUUUCGGCCCGAUGUCUGUUAAGGUGGGUCGUCGUGUCGAGAAAAGGUGGGUGGUUCUAUUCACCUGCAUGACUUCAAGGGCUGUCCAUCUCGAGGUGGUACCAUCGUUGGACACGAACAGUUGCAUAAUGGCAAUCCGCUGCUUUAUGUCCAUCCGUGGGUUACCACAAUGCAUAAUGACAGAUAAUGGGACAAAUUUCACCGGUGCAGAUCAAGAGCUCAAGAAACUGGUCAGAACACUGGAUUCCCCACAGAUCGAGGACACGUUGAGCGUGAGAGGUGUACAAUGGAAGUUCAUCCCGCCUGGCGCUCCGCAUUUUGGAGGAUGCUGGGAGCGAUUAGUGCGCUCUGUAAAGAAUGCUCUACGUGUGAUGCUCCGAGAAAGACAUCCGACGGACUUGGUGUUGCGAACUGCUCUUUGCGAAGUGAUGAACACUGUCAACAACAGACCGUUGACGCACGUUUCGACGAUCCUCUUGAUGCAGAACCAUUAA
Messenger RNA from Aedes albopictus (Asian tiger mosquito), 3984 nucleotides. RefSeq lists its product as uncharacterized. The record is from RefSeq and is a predicted model, not a curated record. The transcript has a single exon. Gene Ontology annotation, biological process: DNA integration. The coding region runs from base 1 to 3984 and encodes 1327 amino acids. Gene Ontology annotation, molecular function: nucleic acid binding. NCBI's taxonomy places the organism in Eukaryota, Metazoa, Arthropoda, Insecta, Diptera, Culicidae.